AUGUCUUACCAGUGCAAGCAACCUUGCCUGCCCCCUCCCACCUGUGUGAAGAGCACCACGGUGUGUGCCGGAUCCAGAGGCCCCACCGUCUGCGUGACUCCCCCUCAAACUGAUCCAUGCGGCUCCUCAUCCACCACUAUCUGUGCCACUCCCAGCGGAGCUGUGUGCGUGACCCCAGGACAGCCCCAGUACGGGGUCGGCCAGUAUGGCUCCACCACCAUGACGCCACACCAAUCCCAGUGUGUCACCGUCUGCCAGGAUAGUUCUGGUUCUGUUUGUGCAACUCCCCUCCAGAACCAAAGCCGAGGUUCCUGCGCUACAGUGUGUGCCACUUCUGGUGGCCCAUGUGCCACCGUCUGCCAGGACCCAUACGGUUCGGUCUGUGUCACCCCACAGCGGCCCCAGUGCACUACGGUUUGCCAGGAUCCUUGCGGUGGUGUCUGUGUGACACCUGUGUCGCACCAAAGCAGUGGCCCCUGCACUACUGUCUGUGCAAAUCCCGGUGGCUCGGUCUGCGUGACACAAGGUCAGGCCCAGUGUGCAACUGUUUGCCAUGAUCGGUAUGGCUCGGUCUGCGUCACUCCGCUCCAGUCUCGAGGCACGACCGUUUGCCGAGAUCCUUGUGGCAACGCCUCUGUCACAUCCAACCAAAGUGGAAGCAUCUGUGCAAACCCUGGAGAUUCUGUUUUUGUGGACCCUAUCCCUGCACCUUCAUGCGCCACUGUGUACUCAGCUCCGGGCAGCUGUACGACCGUCUGCCAGGACGAGUGUGGCUCCCUCAGCUUCACUCAGGGCGCUUGUAAAAGCAUCCGUGGACCCACCGUCUGCACCGAUCCCUGUGGGGCUGUGAAAGCCGUGAAGACCGGGGCCACCAAAUGUGGGACCCCCUGCGUCACA
Pogona vitticeps (central bearded dragon) is the source of this 897-nucleotide messenger RNA. NCBI's taxonomy places the organism in Eukaryota, Metazoa, Chordata, Lepidosauria, Squamata, Agamidae. The record is from RefSeq and is a predicted model, not a curated record.